AUGGUGUUGUGGAAAAGAUUAGAGCAAUUGGUAAACACUUUAGGAACUCAAUUCCCAAAAAGAAAAAUUUUUACCAUUGCUCAACAAACUUAUCAUUUGGAUGCUAAGAAAAGAAUUCGUGGUGAUUGUUGUGUAAGGUGGAAUUCAACUUAUUUGAUGCUUAAUCGUGCUCUUUAUUUUCGAGCCGCUAUUGAUCAUGUGGUGGAAAAAGAUAAUGAAAUAAAGAUGUAUCUUCUUGAUGAUGAUGAGUGGCAAAAGGUUUAUGUGAUUCAUGAUUUCUUAAAGGUUUUUUAUGAUAUCACAAAUGAAUUCUCAUCUUAUAAGACUCCCACCGCAAAUAUUUAUUUCAAGGGUGUUUGGGAGAUUCAAUGCAUGUUACUUGAAAUGGCAAAUGGACCACAUCUUUUCUUAGUUGAUAUGGCUAAAGAAAUGCAAAAGAAAUUUGACAAGUAUUGGUCGGAUUAUAAUUUGUUGUUGUCUUGUGCUUGUGUUUUAGACCCUCGAUAUAAGCUUGGAUUUGUUGAGUAUUGUUACUCUACUCUUUAUGGAGAAUCUCAUGCUAAAGAGAAAGUGGCAAAUGUUAGAUCGAUGUUGUGUGAAUUGCUUAAAGAGUAUAGAGGUGUGGAUGGUGGGGGUGUUGGUGGUAGUGGUGAUAUAGGUGAGGGCACAUCAAGCCAUGCUACUAAUUUUACUAGUGGUAGUGGUAGUGAUACGAUGGCAAAUUAUAGUUCUUGGAUGAGUAAUAAGCAAAGAAGCUUUGUAGAUAAAUCACAACUUGACCUUUAUUUGGAAGAAAAAAAUGUUGCUCACACUUUGAAACUUGAUGUGUUGGAUUGGUGGAAAAAUAAUGGCGGACCUCGACAUCCACAACUUGCGGCAUUGGCUCGUGAUAUUUUAGCAAUUCCUAUAUCAUCGGUUCCCUCCGAGUCUGCUUUUAGUAUGGGCAAGAAAUUGAUUAAUCCUUGGAGGGCUUCACUUACAUCAAUGACCAUUGAAUCUCUUGCUUGUUAUGAGGAUUGGCUACGUGCAAAAGGUUUCUCUUUAGGUCACUCUCUCUUUUCAACUCAAUAUGAAGAAUGUGAGGAUGAUGAUGAUCAUAAUCUAGAUGAAGAAUGUAAAAUUGUUGGCUAA
Molecule: messenger RNA, 1131 nt
Organism: Beta vulgaris subsp. vulgaris (sugar beet)
Lineage: Eukaryota; Viridiplantae; Streptophyta; Magnoliopsida; Caryophyllales; Amaranthaceae
Product: zinc finger BED domain-containing protein RICESLEEPER 2-like
Exons: 2
Coding region: 1-1131 (376 amino acids)
Molecular function (GO): DNA binding; protein dimerization activity
Source: RefSeq, a predicted model, not a curated record